Molecule: messenger RNA, 792 nt
Organism: Canariomyces notabilis
Lineage: Eukaryota; Fungi; Ascomycota; Sordariomycetes; Sordariales; Chaetomiaceae
Exons: 1
Coding region: 113-610 (165 amino acids)
Source: RefSeq, a predicted model, not a curated record
UGACAGCGGCCAGGAGGGUCGAUUUUCAACCCGGCUGGAAGUGCUGCCUCAUCGGGCGGCUGCCCCACCAAGACGGGAGCGGAUCCAGCAGCGCCACGACCAGCCCAAAAAGAUGCGAGAGGUGCUCGGCAGGCCGCCACCGCAACGAGACAUGCGUGCCUUUAAAGGAAUGUGUCGCAAUGCGGUAGGCUCUCUUCCCGCCUCAUCAUCUUCUUCUGUGUCUCUUGCUGGCGGAACCGGAAGGGGUAUUGUGAAAGAAACGAAUUCGAGGCCAAGCGUGACCGAAGGCGCUAGACGACGCGCUGGAUCAACAAGAUCACCGGCAACCAUGACGGUGUGGGUCUUUAAACGACGCGUGCGGAGCUGCUCACAGUACAGCGUAAUGUACGUAACUUACAUACUGUAUUUUACCUGCGUAGAUGACUUCGCCGUGACAAAAAGUCUCCGCAUGAGAGGAACCAACAAGCCGCCUGUAUCCUCCGGCAGAACCUACACAAUGCACAAGUGUAGUCGGGCUGGGGAAUUUUUGCUUGGGUUAUUCUUGAGGAGCCAAUCCUUCAAUGUUUGUAGACGGCGCUUUCGUCAAUGUGCUACGGGCUACCAACGAUAGUCGAAAAUGGCCCCACGUUUCUCGCCGCACACGGCGCACAGAGCGCAACUCGGGGAAUUGCUCAGCUGCCCGCUGAUGGGGACCCACUUUACUAUACCUAAAAUCCACUGGUUCUGGUUAGGCAGGUACGGAGACAUCAAGGUUGUGUCUUGACAAUUUAUUAACUACUGUAACGUUAUUUU